Messenger RNA from Ochotona curzoniae (black-lipped pika), 420 nucleotides. RefSeq names its product phospholipase A and acyltransferase 2-like. Gene Ontology annotation, cellular component: cytoplasm. The coding region runs from base 1 to 420 and encodes 139 amino acids. The record is from RefSeq and is a predicted model, not a curated record. Gene Ontology annotation, biological process: N-acylphosphatidylethanolamine metabolic process. Gene Ontology annotation, molecular function: A2-type glycerophospholipase activity; glycerophospholipid phospholipase A1 activity. The transcript has 3 exons. Lineage: Eukaryota; Metazoa; Chordata; Mammalia; Lagomorpha; Ochotonidae.
AUGGCUUCGGUUUCAGAAACACCAAAAGAUGGAGAUCUGAUUGAGAUUUUUUUCCUUGGCUUUCAACACUGGGCCGUGUGCGUGGGACAUGGCUAUGUGGUUCAUGUGGUUCCUUCAGGAGCUGGUGUUUCAGGUCUCAAGUGUGCCUUUGCUAAAACAGCCAUGGUGAAGAAGGAACUGCUGUCUGAGGUGGCUGGGAAGCACAGGUACCGGGUCAAUAACAAGCACGAUGACAAGUACAAGCCACGGCCUCCCAACACGAUUGUCCAGCUGGCCAUGGAGAAAGUGGGAAAGGAGGUGCCUUACUCGCUGAUCUUCAAAAACUGCGAACACUUUGUGAACGAGCUGCGCUAUGGGGUCUCCCGCAGCGACCAGGUGUUCCAGGUCCCUGCUCAUCUGACCCAGGUCAGGUGCUCAUGA